AUGGCUACCUCUACCAAACGAAAAACCGUCCAGUGCCAGGACGAUGGCGAUUGCGACCAUGGCAAAAGCAGAAGCCACAGCCACGACGCAAGACGCUGCCACCCUCACCACCACCACCACCACCAUUCCUUGACGCCGCCCGUCGCCAAACGAGCUCGAACCACAGACGCCGCUGCUCCCGGGCCAGCCAUCUUUUCCCAGCUGUCCGACGAGCUCCUCAUACGCAUAUUCUCCUUCCUGGAUGAGAGAAUGCUCCUUGGCAUCUCCGUCGUCUCCCGCCGAUUCAACCGCAUCACGUGUGACUCGCAGCUGUGGCGACCACACUACUACCGCCGAUUCAUCUUGCCCCGCGCGCAUGGAAUACCAGGCUUUGGCGCAGGCCCCGCUCGAAGCCUGAGCUUGGGCAAGCUGCGGCUCUCGUCCGCAAGGCGCCUCCUUUCGGCAGGUGCCGGGUGCGGCCGACGGCGCGGCGCCCCGGGAUCCCGCAGGAGCGCAGACGCCGACGCGCACGGCUUUGUCGACUGGAAGAAGCAGUACAAGCUGCGGCACAACUGGUCGCGCGGGAGAUGCGCCGUGGAAGAGGUCCGGGUCAACGACCUGGAACGAGACGCCGCCGGCGCAGAGUGGCAGACGCUCGUCAGGGUGGUGGAUGGCCUGGCGGUGACGGCGGACGACGUGUCCGGUCUGCGGGCGUGGCAUCUCAAGACGAGACAGCUCAUCUCCCAGGCGGACCUGACGACAGGCCGAAAGACGGCCCAGCCAAGCUGUCUCGCCGUAGAUGAUCUGCUGCUCAGCACGGGCACGCUCGACAUGGCGGUCGGGUUCCAAGACGGCACAUUUGGCAUCUGGCGACUCGACAUCAAGACGGCCACCAUCAGCCUCGUGUAUGAGCAUUCUGCCAGUCAUCUCGGGCAACUGGUCGCCAUCACCUACGCGAACCCCUACAUUCUGACAGCGUCCCGGCUGGGCUUCAUUUCACUGUUUUCCUUUGACCACGCCGAGACCGAUGCUCCAGCCGCCGCCGCCGCCGCCGCGCAGCAGGACUCGCGGGCAGCAGCAUCAGAAGACGAAAGGCUGCAUGCGCGAAUCCCGAGCCCGAGCAAAACACACCACGGAAAGGCUGUGGCGGCGGCUACUCUCCCCCCGCCCAGGAUGCUCACCUCGCUCAAGUCUCACAGCACGCGCCCGCCGUUGGCGCUGUCCAUACGGCGCGUGGCAGCUUCCGUCAUUGCGUCCAUCGUGUAUACCUUUGACGCAGUCGGGGGCUGGAGCAUAGGUAUCCAGGACCUGGACAUUAAGCCGUCCGGGGCGUCUGAGCCAGACGUCGUCACAUCGCGUGUGGCGUACACGCUGCCGCUGCAAACCCGCAGGUCGGCAGCACCGUCGCCCCCGUUGCGUUGUCCGCCACGCGCUUCCCUCGCACGGCCGGUGGCGGAACCAGACGGCGAUGAUGAUGACGAUGAUGAUGAUGAUGAUGAUGAUGAUGAUUAUGAUGAUGACGAUGACGAUGAUGAUGAUGAAGGAGAAGACGGUCCCACGAGACUAUGCUACAGCCAUCCCUACCUGCUCGCCACGUUGCCGGACAACACGCUCCUCCUCCACCUGUGCACCUCGACAGCCUCGUCGCUCUCCAUGUCGCCAGGCAUCCGGCUCUGGGGACACACGUCGGGCAUCUCGGACGCGGAAAUCACGCCCCGGGGUAAAGCGGUCAGCGUGAGCACGCGGGGCGACGAGAUCAGGGUGUGGGAGCUGGAGGGUCGCGUGGGCGGCAGCAGCGUGGAGCUGCGGCCAAGGCAGCCAAGGCAGCCGAGCCCCGACGCGGGGGCGCGCGAAAGGGCGAGCGGGCCGGAAGCGCCCUUCCGGGCUGGCGACCCGGACAAGAGGAAGAACCGGGUCGGGUUCGACGAGGAGACGGUGGUGGUUCUCAAGGAAGCCUGCGACGGGAGGGAAAGUCUAUUGGUUUACGACUUUACGUGA
Messenger RNA from Ustilaginoidea virens, 1977 nucleotides. RefSeq lists its product as uncharacterized. The transcript has a single exon. Gene Ontology annotation, biological process: SCF-dependent proteasomal ubiquitin-dependent protein catabolic process. Gene Ontology annotation, cellular component: SCF ubiquitin ligase complex. The record is from RefSeq and is a predicted model, not a curated record. Bases 1 to 1977 code for a protein of 658 amino acids. NCBI's taxonomy places the organism in Eukaryota, Fungi, Ascomycota, Sordariomycetes, Hypocreales, Clavicipitaceae. Gene Ontology annotation, molecular function: protein binding.